Tuber aestivum (summer truffle) is the source of this 2735-nucleotide messenger RNA. The record is from the annotation of a GenBank genome assembly. Lineage: Eukaryota; Fungi; Ascomycota; Pezizomycetes; Pezizales; Tuberaceae.
AUGGAAUUUACGGAGGAGCUUAGGAUGGGGAAUUCUACCUCCACAUAUGUCCAACAGGAGGGGGAGGAUGGACAAGUGGAGGAGGAUGGAACUGGCCUUGUUCGGCAAACAAGCAUGGAGGAGGAAUCCGCCCAGGCGCUCCUGGCCCUGAAUAAGGGCGUCGCAGCGGCGGAUGGCGAGGGGAAGAAAAAGAAGAAGAGGAAGAAGGGGAAGAGGAAGAAGAAGGAUAAGAAGUCGGGAGAGGCGGCUGGAGAUGAGGAUGCACUGGGAGAGGAAGGAGCUCUUGGAGAUACGGCUAUUGCAGGAGGUGACGACCUUCCCGACUCUCAAAGAAUCAUCUCCCAACAUCUUGCGGCACACAUGUCCAAGAUUGCGCCCGCUUCCGGUUCGGCCGGGGCAGCUCUGCAUGAAGAUGAUGACCUUUUGAUUAUAGGGACCGAACUUGGUUACACCGCUGCCUCUUCCCCGCCGCCGUUGGACGCAGAUGACGUACUUAGUUCAUCGGCCUUUCACACCUCUCCUCCGAUAAAGAAGGGAAGAGCGGUCUAUGAGAAGAAGAAAAAUAAGCGGGAGGAUCCGAUCGAGGAUGCUAAUAGGCUAGUUGAUCCCGCAUUGAUGGAAUUUGACGAGGCCACCGCGGCAGCCGCGGCCGCCGCUAAUAUAUCCGUCGAUAUGUUGAGGGAUGGAAUUGAGGAGCCAAGGAAGCGCAAGAGGAGGUUGCCGACAGAGAAACUCGAUGAUGGCCCCGAGAAGAAGAAAAAGUCUCAUAAGAAGAAGGUCUCUGAGGAAAUUGUUGAUCCGGCGACGGCAAAUCUGGUCCAACCCUCAUCCUCGGCCCCACUUCAGCAACUUCCAAUUCAUGCGUCUCCUGCUUCCGCUCCAGGCCCCGUGUCUGCUACAGCUACUGCCACUCCUUCCGGAGGAAGUGCUGGAGGCACGUUCUCGGUUGAGGAGAAACAGGCAAUUGACGUUCAUCUCGCUAGAUACGCCGAGGACAACGGCCUUACUCAUGUGGACCUAUGUCGAAGAGUCUGGGCCAACGAACGCCGCAAAGACGACUUCUGGGAGGGGGUCUGCUCCGUCCUCCCACAACGCUCCAGAGCUAGUAUUUACAAGCACGUCCGCCGCCAAUACCACGUUUUCAAUUCCCGCGCAAAGUGGACCGAGAGUGAGGAUGAGCACCUCGCGGCGCUUGUGAAGGAAAAAGGAAGUGCUUGGAAGGCCGUCGGUGAUGCUAUGGGUCGCAUGGGCGAAGACUGUCGCGAUCGCUGGAGGAACUAUGGCAAGUGCGGCAAGGACCGUGGGAAGGACCGUUGGGAUGAAUCCGAGGAAUCUGAGCUGAAGAAGAUCAUCACUGAAGUCUUGACCGGGAUCCGUACGCGCAGGGGCAUUGCUGAUCCCUUUGACCUUGAUGCGAACACGAUAGACUAUGAGGGUGAGAAUGAGAUCAAUUGGACGGUCAUUAGUGAUCUGAUGGGCAAUAAGCGUAGUCGUAUCCAGUGUCGGUAUAAGUGGAACAAGAUGAAACAGCAGAAGGCGAGAUCUGGGGGUGUUGCUGUUGUCAAAAGUCCUGGCACUUGGAAGAAGAAAAAGACAAAGGCUUUCGUUGAGGAUAUGCUCGUUGGGGACCAUAUUUGGUUGUUGAAGCAGUAUGCUCUUAAAAAUUUCAAGCUAUCCUUGCGGGGGCCUUGCUGACUUUAUUAGGAUUCAGGAUUCGGGUGUCAAAACAGAGAAGACAAUCCCGUGGGAAAAUAUUGCCCUCAGUGAUAAGAUUUGGUAUGUUUUACGGCGUGCGAAACUUGUUGAUUAAAUCCUAACUGAGUCUAGGUCUGCGAAGGAGCUUGAACGCGCGUAUAAGAAGCUGCGUCAAACAGUGCCGCAUAAACGCCUCCCUCUACCCGAAAUCGUCAAUAAGGUCCUCAAAGACCUUGAAGACCUUUCAGAAGACGUCAAGGGCCAGCGAUACCUUCCAGAUUCCAACGGCACACCGGCCGCUGACGGCCUACAAUCCGUAGCUGAGGACGAACUUUCCCAAUCUUCUGCAGCCCCCCAUAUCCCGGAACAAUUCGACGCAUCCGACUACACUUACGAGCAACAACCCAUGAUCCAGAACGUUGCCCCGGUCGCAAGUAUGAGCAUCGCCGACGGGGAGUACGACCCCAACCGCGCUGCGGAGGACAUGGCACUUGUUGACCCGGAGCUAAUCGGUCAGGGAAUCGAGCAUGGAGUCCAGCAGGACCUUGAAAAGACUGCCGGUGAGGCGAUCCUGAUUGCUGAGGCGGCCAGGGAGCGUGAGAGAUCUGGCGAGGAUGAGGCUGAGCGUGAGCUCCGUAGGAGGCUUGGUGUGGAAGUUUGAAAUUUUUUUUAAAAAAAAAGGAAAAAAGGAAAAGGAGAGGGGAUAGGAGAGGGCUUCAAUUUCUGAUUGUUUUUUUUACUUUCUUCUGAUUCUUUCUUUUGUUUUCCUUUCUCCUCUUUUCUACUCUUAAAAUGCUGCUAUCAUUGUUGGGGGGCUUGCUUAGUAAAUUUAGGUUAGUUAAGGGAUGGAAUGGUGUGAUGUUGUUUUGGUGGGUAGACUUUGACGGUUAAAUGCCGCCCUAUGAUACUUGGCUCUGCAUGUAUCAACGAAAAGCUCUUUGCAUUCUAGAAGUUGUGGUGUUGUGCAAAGUGUAUAGUAGUUUAUCGGGCUGCCUAACUAUAAUAGCUACUGGCGGCCAAAUAGCAAGUGUGUGCGAGUA